Messenger RNA from Diatraea saccharalis (sugarcane borer), 633 nucleotides. Lineage: Eukaryota; Metazoa; Arthropoda; Insecta; Lepidoptera; Crambidae. The record is from the annotation of a GenBank genome assembly.
AUGGAGGUGGGAGUUCGUAUCCUUGGAGUGGUGCUGAGGUUACUUAACCUGCUACUUGCUCCAUUAUUCUGGUUGAGAGCUCGCGACAGACGCGCGUUGACACCACCCAAGCCGCUGCUGUUGCGCAGCGCUAAGGAACAUGCUGCAGCCGUGCGAAACGGAGAGAUUACCAGUGAAGAAUUGGUGACAGUUUACAUCGAACGAGUGAAAGAAGUAAAUCCUUUAUUGAACGCGGUUGUAGAGGAACGGUAUAGAGCUGCAUUGGAGGACGCCAAGGAAGUAGACCGGAAGAUACAGGAGGCAAAGGAUAAUGGUGUACUGGUGCAAUUCGUACAGAACAAACCUCUUCUAGGAGUUCCUUUUACUGUUAAGGAAAGCUGCUCUCUUGCUGGUUUGUCAAACGCCGUAGGCUGCUUAGAAUUCGCAGGCCGAAAAGCAACCAACGAUGGAGAGGCGGUCCGAUUAGUGAAGCAGGCUGGUGGUAUUCCCCUGCUUGUUUCGAAUACGCCGGAACUAUGCCUGGGAUGGGAGACAACUAAUUUGCUGCGGGGUACUACUAACAACCCCUACUGCCUUGAUAGAACGCCCGGUGGGUCUUCUGGUGGAGAGUUGCACGAUACGCGGGUGGCAUAG